Brassica napus (rape) is the source of this 1530-nucleotide messenger RNA. RefSeq lists its product as uncharacterized. Bases 547 to 1329 code for a protein of 260 amino acids. The transcript has 2 exons. The record is from RefSeq and is a predicted model, not a curated record. Lineage: Eukaryota; Viridiplantae; Streptophyta; Magnoliopsida; Brassicales; Brassicaceae.
AUAUAAUCUUAAGUCUAGAAUACAAAUAUCAACAGUGGGAACAAAUUCUCUAUUUCUUGCUUAAUCAUGUUUCUCGUUGGAUAAAGACAUUACUAGUAUUUCCCCUUUUGGUUCAAUAAUAUGUUCUUAAUUUAUUUUCUUUUAAACGUAGCUAUAAUUAAUUUUUGCUUGUAUUUUUCACUUUUAAUUUAUCUGUUUCCUCAGAAAAAUAAUCCAUAACACUUUUUUUUUGUGAUAUUUGUACACCUCACUUUACUUUUUUUUUGAAUGAAAUGUUAAAUUUAUUCAAGAAAAAAACUCCUUUUGUACAAUAUAAUGUAUGUAACUUAAGCCAAAAGUUAUACUAAUAUACACUUCACUUUACAAUAAUAAAUAUCCAUCCAAAUUUUGGUAGUAAUAAAGUAUGUUACCGUGAUUCGAAACUGUGUCAAUACUGAUAGCAUUAUUUUAAUCAAAAUAAAAAAAGGAUAAAACCCAACCGUUCCGAGCGAUAUUUCAAAGUCUUCGCACGAAUGCACAGUUUCUCUUUCAUUCAAUUCGACUUCAAUGGCGAAAAUCGAUGAGAGAGCCCGAGAAAGAAACGUGCCUUCUUCGUAUUUUCUAGGAUGUUUUGGAUUUUCCCGUAAAAUAUACUCCGACAAGGGGAUGGUUGAGACGGAGAGGGGUGGUGAGAUGAAUACGAAGAUGAAGAAGAAUAAGAAGCCAAGUCGGUGGCUUCUAUGUUCUAAGUUUCGCUCGAAGAACAGAGAGAUCAAACCGGCGCCGAUCGAGGAAACGGAGAAACAGACUUUGAGUGUGGAACAUGAAACUGAUAAGAAGAAACCCGUCCCGCUGAUAAGUCGUAUGGCUGAUCGUAAGAAUAUUCCGGCUGAUGAGAAGACCGCCGUGAAUCAUGAAACAAAAGAGACAAAACCGAAGGACUUGCAAGUCGUAACCACCGACCGAUCAAAACCCACUGAGCCUUCCUCCAGAAGAGACACGUGUCCUGAACGUAUAUCGAACUCAACCCGUUAUGGGAAACUCGACAUGAAACCGUCUCGGGAGAAAAACGGGUCACGGGUCGAAAAGUUUGACCCGGUGAUUGGUAUUUCGGUCAUUGUAUUGACACUGGUGAUUAUGUUAGUUUGGGGUCGGCUCUGUGCGAUUCUAUGUACAUCCGCUUGGUGUUACUUUCUGCCUCGUCUCAGAGACGCAGCCGCGUUAGCAAAACGCAAACGCAGCGGUAGCGACGGUUCUUCGUGUUUGCCUGAUUUGAAUUCAGAGUCGUAUAAAAGAAAAGUCGUUAUGGACGGGUUUCUUGGCCGGCAAAAUCGCGUUUCAUUGUCGUGACGAUCUCUCUUUUUUUUUUUUUAAUAUGUUUCUAUAUUAUAAUGGGGUUGGUCAAACAUUUUUUUGUUUUGUUUUCUUAAGCAAACAGUGUAUCCGUUUAAUAACGAUGAUUGAUCGAUUGUGAAUGGAUACAUUAAGUGGAUAGUAUAUUAUCUGUGGUUUUUUGUUAGUCAAUAUUUAGCAGCCGUGUUCGUUACUCUA